This is a messenger RNA of Physella acuta, 2954 nucleotides long. RefSeq lists its product as uncharacterized. Gene Ontology annotation, biological process: regulation of mitochondrial mRNA stability. The record is from RefSeq and is a predicted model, not a curated record. NCBI's taxonomy places the organism in Eukaryota, Metazoa, Mollusca, Gastropoda, Physidae.
UAUGAUAGCAUUUGAGUGUAGUGACAGUCCAAUGUUAGCUGUGCUUGGUUAUUAAUAGAAUCUAAAAUAUAUCUCUGCAUCGAAGAAGCUGAUGUUCAUUGAAUGAUGCUGUUUACGAAUGAAUUUUCCUAUUGUAGUGCUGUAGACAAGUAGCUAGAUCUCAUUUAAAGCUACUUAGAUCUAGACUGCAUUCUUCAAUCAUGGCUUCAAUUAAGAGAGUGUGUCACAAAUUCCAACAUACCAUGAGAACAGUAAAUUCAUUCAGACCUUCAUGCUGUCACAUGAUACCCUUUUCAGACUGUAAAAUCAAAUCAGCAAAUCAGUUUCUGAAAAAUUGCAGAAGUAUAAAUACACAUUCACGAUUAUAUUCAACAUUUGAAAGCUCACAAAAUAUUCUUAGUCAGUCAACUAUGUUUGUGCAGGAUGGUAUUAAUAUAGAGGAACUUCCUGUAUUAAUAAGACGUGUAACACAUAGCUCUUUUCCAUCAUCAACGUACUGUUAUUCUGGUGAAAAAAUCAUGGAUGAAUCUGAAUUUGAUAACAGUUUUAGACAGGUACUUCAAAGCUGCACUUCUGUGAAUGAUGUUUUUAAGCUGUUGGAGGUUCCUUCGGAUAAAGUGAGAGGCUAUUCUGCAGCUUUUGCACUUCAAAGGCUUCAUGUCCUGAAAUACCUCAAUAGUGAUUGGAACCAAAUUCAUUCUUUUAUUCGUUCAGCAGUUAUGCGUGAAUUGUAUGACACUGUUGAAAAAGAUGUGAGUUUGUUAUCCAAUGGAACUCUAAUAUCUCUUGUGGAAUGUUAUUUGUCAGCAGAUGGUUUCAGUUCUUCUUGUUUUAAUGCCAUUAAUAGUGCAAUCCAAUGUAGACUCGGUGAUGGCACUUUCUCUAUUGAAGAACUUCUUACCCUGUCCAAUGUACUCAAGAUGGGCACGGACAACAAUAGAAAACCUUCGCCAGUGAUUGUGAAGCCAAAGUCUCUAUCCAUGAGCAUUGUUUCGGAGAAUUCGUCCAGGUUUCUGACGAGUGAUGAUAAUGAGCCAUCCAAAACUGAGCAUUUUGACAAGUACUGUGCUAGUGCCAGUCCACAGUUUAAAGAGAAAAUCAAAACACAUUGUUCUGAGAUUUUAAACAACCUUUGGGUUCACUUGUUCUCAAGGUAUUCUGAGCUAAAUGCUGAAACAUUACCACCUACAUUGCAAGCCCUAACAUCCAGCAACAAAUACCUGAUCCUUAUUCUUCAGAAGCCGUUGUCAUCAUUUUGGGCAAACCUUUCUGCAGAGAAUGUUGAUAUCUGUUUAAAAGCACUUAUCCGACUGCGUGUCCACAACAAAGCAUUUUUGACUUACCUAGCAAGGUGGUCCUAUGUAAAUAUUCAUUUGAUGACUCCUAGUUUAAUGAUGUCAUUUGUCCACACAUUUCUACAUUUUGGUUUCUUUGAUGAAAACUUUAUCAAAGUAAUGGAGCGAUGUCUGCAACUGAAAGGAUUACAGGCUGAUACAAAUGUGGUGGCAAUGUGUGUAGAAUACUGCCGCACUACCAAGUAUCUUUCCCCCAUUGUGAUGGACACUGCAGCUGACCACUUCACUCAACAUGGAAUGUCUUAUGAACCACUCCAACUCUUUGCUGUGUUAAGAGUGUUUGGACAUCUCAACUAUUUGCCUACUAAUUCCGCUGCAUUUUUAAAACAGACAGAGGCAUGUCUGUGGGAAAGGUUUGAUCAUAUAGAUGAAGAGCUCCUGUUGGAAAUUCUUGGCUCAUUCACCUUUGUGAAUGUGUUACCUAAAAAUUUUUCUUCCAGGUUGGCUAGUGCUGAAUUUUUCUCAAAGCUUGCAGCUCUCAAGACGGUUCAGAAAAUAAAUGCGUUUAUGUGGUUACGAAUACUAAAGAAUGCAAUUGUUGUUGAUUCAGCAAACGAUGUUACAAAUAACCUCAGAUGGUUGUUCAGUGGCAGAAGCAAAGGAAAUAGUCUACUCUACAAUGACAAUAUAAGAGGAAUAGUUUACACCCUAAAAAGGUCUCUGGAUUAUGUGCUUGGUCCGGACUACUACUACUCGAUUCCAUUUCAUUGUUGUUAUGCUUUAAAUAUAGACAAGGAUGGAUUACCAAUAGAAGUGAAAAGAACAAACAAAGGGUUUGUUGAGACUCAGUUGAAUGCUGGCAACAGGAUUGCUGUCAUAGUCAGAAGUGCAGAUCAUUUUAUUGUCAACACAAAACAGCUGUUAGGGAGUCAAGUUCAAAGGUUGAAACAGCUUCAGCUCCUUGGGUUUACACCUGUUGAGAUCCGUGUGAGUGAAAUAGCCUUUGCAAAAAGAUCAGACGAAUACCUGGGGCAUGUUUUAAAACAGCACCUGUGCAAGUACAUUGAUUUUGAUGCUGUUGAAAGAUUACAUUGUGACCCAAAGGAACGAGCCCUACCAAUACCAUCAGAGGACUUCUACAAUGACUGGCUGGGAUACAGUGAAGCUGAUCUCAAUGUAGAGGAGGAGACCAAAGACUUGGAUCUUAUCGCUCUGCUGUUACAAACAAGUAAAAAUACCUUGCCUGAGGAGACAGAUCCAAGCAAAAAAACAUAAGAGUAAAGAUGUGUUCUACCUAUUAUAAUUGUGAAAAAGAAUUAUUGAUAAUUGUUUCCACCAGUCCAAGGUUCAUAGUAACUACUUGUAUACAAUUUAAAUUGCAAUUGAAUUAUUAUAAAAUACAUCACACAUCACCCUGUUAUCUUCUGCAUAUGUUAGUGGCAACAUGGAUCUUUAAGUUGUCCAUCAUAACAAUAUCCUGUUUUUGACACAACUGAUAGUAAUAGACUUGAGAGCACUCUGGAUUAAGCAAAGCAGUUAUCCUUUAAAUCUCUAACUUGACUGAAUUCAAUUAUUGUUUUAUAACUUAAAAGUUUAUUUGAGAUUUUAAAACAUACAAGUGUAAUGAUUGUGAUAUGAAAUAAAGUCAUUUGUAUAGAA